Molecule: messenger RNA, 1809 nt
Organism: Leishmania mexicana MHOM/GT/2001/U1103
Lineage: Eukaryota; Euglenozoa; Kinetoplastea; Trypanosomatida; Trypanosomatidae
Exons: 1
Coding region: 1-1809 (602 amino acids)
Source: RefSeq, a predicted model, not a curated record
AUGCUGACGUCGACGGAGGAGGCCUACACAGAGUACCUGGAGCGUCGGAUGGUGGCGGGCGGCGUGGAUGCCGCCAUCGUGCGCGUGACACUACAGCAGAUGGGCUUCGAUGAAAAGACAAUAGCAGCCAUGAUGGGGGACACCGGUGCCUACUCUUUGCCCUUCUCCAUGACCAGCAGCGCCUCCUCCACCACGUCCACGUCGAUCUCCUCAGUCAAGAAGCCGAGUCGAGCGUCCGGGUUCUCCGCCGCCACCUCCACCCCCUCGGCUCCAUCAGAGAUGGGGGAUACGGCUCAGUUCCACCGUGUCGUCACCACGCCCGUUCAGUCCGAUGCUGACACCCCCACCGCUGCUUCUGCGACUGCCACUCAGCUGACUCCAGCGCCUCCUUCGAUCGUUCAUGAGAGCAAGAACAGUGUAAGCGACGCAAAUCAUCCGUACACAUCGUCUCUCUCUUCCAUGGCUGCUGCCGCCGGUGCUGCUCCGUCACCCCCUUCCUCCACUGCUUCGUUGUCUGCGCCAUCGCGCACCUUGGCCGCAGGCACCGUUGCAGGGGCAGCGGAGGGUUUUGAUGUCGACCACCACUCUGGUGCGGUGCUCUCUUCGCGGAGCCAUGCUGAAUCAUCUGUGCGUGGGACGGACGUGAAACAGGACUGUGCGGUCACUCUUGCCUCUGGUACAUCGUCGUCCACACCUUCUGAGCCUGUGGCUGUGUCAGCUGAAGAGCACGCUCCGCUCACUGCCGCCGAGCGCAACAUUCUCGCAGGGUGGAUGCGCGAGUACCACGCACUCAUGCUAUCCCCAGCACUGCCGCGCCGAGCGCCACGCUCACGCGCCGACGCGACAUCUUCCUCGACGGCGCUUUUAUUGCGAAAGGAGACGCCAUUCGACGAGUUUCAUGCUCUCCCAUCCGCAGCCGCAUGCUGCGUGUGCAACGAGAGCGACGAGCACGGUGACGCCGGUGACGCCGGUGCCGCCUUGCACGACGGGAGUGCUGCGCCGCCACUGCAACGGUGGAGCGAAGGCGCCGCUCGCGUGCCGAGAAAGGUGGAAGACAGCGUCUCUUCUGUCGCCGGCAGCGAUGGAGCGACAUCCUCUAACUGCUCCGCUUUCGCCCGCACCGAAGGUGAACAUCCUCCCUACUUCAGCGAGGUGCUGCGCCAGGACGGCGCGAUCGUUGGAGGGAAGGCUCAGGGUGGAGUUGCAGACCCGUUUUCUGCGCGCCACUAUCGCUCAGCGUCUCAACCGCUCUAUCGGGCUGCUCGCAGUGCCGUACCGUCACCCAUUCGGCGCGCUGUCCCCAAAGCGAAAUCGUCCGUGUUUGUUCCAACAUGUGGCAUAGGUGUUCCUCGUUUCGCCGCCGGAUGUGUCCGCUGCAACUUCGACGUGGCGCAGUGCCGGCACCCGUAUCGAGAGGCACAGAAUGUGCGCAUCGUGCGUGCGUCUCACGUUGCCGUGACGAAUAAUGGGGGGUACAAUCACCGUAGGAUUGCCCAGUCGUGCUGUCAAGCUCGCCAGGUCGACGCGGCUCGACAAGCCCAGCAAACGGCUCGGGCGCAGCCCACGAGCGGCCGCCUUGCUCCCGUCAUGCACGCCCCUGUCGGAAUGACGGUGCAGCCGAGAGCCGGGCUGGCAAGUGGGCGGCAGAUGAGCACGCUGCCGGUCAAGGCCAUGACGGACCGGGUAAAGUUGGCGCAAUAUUACCGGUAUCAGUGGGAGGAGCAGGAACGACGCUCUAGUGCUGCAGGGAGAGGCGCCGCAUGGGAUGCCCGAUACGCGCUGCUAAGUUGCGCGGGCUGGACUGGGUAG